GCAUACACUGAUACGAUAUCAGAAUUGAUUAAGCCGGCUAUAGUACUUCUGUCAUUACAUAGAAAGGCCAGUUGACGUCGAAUAGAGCGCGAAGACACAUCAACUCACUCUUUUCAGGGAUCUUGACGCCAGGGGUCGCUCCGGAUUAACGUUGUUAGUUUUAUUUACUUCACAAUCAAACAAAAAUGGACUACCUGACAAAGAAAUGGAAAAUGUGGUACAAAUCUCUUGAUGUCAAUCAUGACGGCAAAAUCUCCCUAGAAGAUGUUGAGGAGUCUCGAAAUAAAUUCACCGAGCUUCAUCAUCUCCUUGGCGACAAGGCCGAUUCCGUGAGAGCGGAUAUGCAGAAAUGGUGGACAACUUACAUCCUUCCAGCCUCUGGUGGCGAAGUCUCUGAAGAGCAAUUCCUCUCCCGUCUGUCUGCAUCUUACAACAAAGACAAAGCAGCCUUCAAAGAGGAAAUGCAGAAAUGCUUUGACGUCAUGUUUGACGUCAUCGACACAAACAAAGAUCGCUCCAUCGAACUUAGCGAAUUCAUAUUUGCUUUCAAGGCAUUCGGACACGAGAAUGAGGAGUUGGUUACAAAAGCAUUUAAACUUUUUAAUGCUAAAGAUGAGAUGGUACCACUCCGAGAUAUCGUCUCCGCCUGGGUCCAGUUCGUCACCGAUGAAGACAGCUCCAAACGUGACUACGUGCGCGAGGCUUUUGAAUCCGGAGUUUAAAACUUACAAAUUACGUAAUGAAUAUAUACCUCCUACUCCCUGUUGUACUUCAAAAUAUUGUCAGGCCGGGCCAUGGUAAACACUACAAUAUCAGUCCUUUAUCGAUCGAUAAAACUAUUUUCUAACAGUUCUAAAAAGUCUCAUCAUCUUGCGUAGGACUAGAUUGAGUUGAAGUGUGCGAUUUUGAUGUCAUGACGAAAAAGUACAAGGUCGACCGAUCUCUACAUGAACGUUCUUUUUAAUAAACAUUUUUGCCCCUUAUUUUUUGUUAUGUACCGUGGGUUAUAAAAUAAAAAUAUGUGUUUUCCAAA
Molecule: messenger RNA, 1033 nt
Organism: Ostrea edulis (European flat oyster)
Lineage: Eukaryota; Metazoa; Mollusca; Bivalvia; Ostreida; Ostreidae
Product: sarcoplasmic calcium-binding protein-like
Exons: 2
Coding region: 186-722 (178 amino acids)
Molecular function (GO): calcium ion binding
Source: RefSeq, a predicted model, not a curated record